Molecule: messenger RNA, 726 nt
Organism: Odontomachus brunneus
Lineage: Eukaryota; Metazoa; Arthropoda; Insecta; Hymenoptera; Formicidae
Exons: 2
Coding region: 1-726 (241 amino acids)
Source: RefSeq, a predicted model, not a curated record
AUGAACAAUGUCGUGUUCGGUAAGACGAUGGAGAACAUGCGCAAGCACGUGGACGUUCGAUUGAUAACUCGCUGGGACGGUAGAUAUGGGGCCGAGGCGAUGAUCGCGAAACCGAAUUUUCACAGCAGAAGCAUUUUCUCGGAAGACCUCAUGGCCGUGGGAUUGCGCAAACUCGAGGUCAAAAUAAUGAAACCCGUGUACAUUGGCAUGUGCGUAUUCGAGAUAUCAAAAACACGUCUCUACGAAUUUCAUUACGAUUAUAUGAAAUUGUUGCAUGGCGACAACUGCAGGAUCAUGUACACAGACACCGGUAGUCUUGUGUAUUAUCUCGAGUGCGAGAACGCUUACGAGCUGAUGAGGCGUGAUAUCGCGAGAUUCGAUACGAGCGACUAUCCUCCCGACAAUGCAUACGAUAUGCCGCGCGAGAACAAAAUAGUACCAGGAUUGAUGAAGGACGAGAACAACGACGUGAUUAUGAUCGAAUUCGUGGGCCUGAGAUCGAAGACGUACGCGUAUCGAGUGAAGGGUCGGGACGACACGAAGAGAAUUAAGGGCAUCAAUAAGAAUGUGGUCGCGCACGAGAUAACUUUCCUCGAUUACGUCGAGUGUCUGUUGGAAGCGAAAGAACAGACGAAGCGUCAGUCCGCCGUGCGUUCAGUGCUCCACAAUGUUUACACGAUAUCGGAGUUGAAGCUAGUGUUGAAUCCAUACGACGGAAUCAUCUGA